AUGGAUAAAACAAAGCGAAAAACUUUUAUGUUUAUUCCUUCUGAAUUAACUGAACUCAGUCUACUGAGAAAUCAAAAUUCAAAAUUUUCAAAUACCACCGAUUUUUACUCACUUGGUUAUAAAAUACCUGAAAUAUAUGGCAAUAAAUCAAACGACAGUGAAGUUGUACUGAUUUUGGGAUUUUACGAUUCAUUCGCUGAGAAAAAUGAAAUAUGCCCUUAUUGUUGUGUAAAAAUUCAAUCUAAUGAUAAUCUACAUAUUUGUGCUCAAAGUCUUAAAAAGUAUAAAUUUGAUCGUUCAUGCAUUAGAACCUAUUAUCCUUUAUUAACCAAUGAAUCUUAUAUAUGGAUUAGUCUUGAUAUGAAUAAAUUACCAUCAUUAUUGAAACAUGGUAUUCUCAUGAAAUAUUCUAGAUUAUUUUAUUCUCAAAACCAUAAUUGGUUAUAUUCAAUUAUGAAUUAUGAAAUUGGUCAAUCAUUAUGUACACUUAUUCUAUGGUCUAAUCAAUUUACACUAGACUAUAAUACAUCUUGUUGUGAUCAAUUGAAUUAUGAAAGAAAAUGUUCACGGCAAUAUUCCCGUUUCAUUGAGAUAAUAGUACGGAUUUUCACCAAGUUGUUUAACAAAACCAUUCAAAUGAGCUAUACCUUAUUGUUAAUUAAAUACCAAUAUGAUACGUCAAAGAAAUCAUCUACAUUCUGUACAAAUUGUUUAAAUAAGUUAUCCAAUACUACCAAUACUACAACUACUACUACUACUACUGAUAAUAGUAGUAACAUCAGUACCACAAAUCAUUCUUCCAUGCUAUAUGUCCACCAUUCGAAAAUGUUAUCAUUGUCAACUUUUGUACCAGAUCCUAGUCUAGUUAUAUUUUGUGCUAUACAAUUAUUAAUUUUAAUGUUAUGUUUAAUUACAGUACCGCAUAAUCAUCAUAGUGAUAAUAAUUAUGAUUUUGGAUGCUGUACACCUCAUGUGAAUAAAUCAUCAUCUCAAUUAUCUUCAUGUAAUACUAUUCAAUCAAAUUAUCAUACUAUUACUACUACUAGGACGACUACUAAUACAGCCAUUAGUAGUAGUUGGUUACCGAAUGAUUUAAAUUGUAAAAUUAUCCCUACAUUAGGCUUAUUUUAUUUAGAUAAGAAUGAAGAAAAUUAUACAUUGACAUUAUCAUCAGCAAAUCUCUCAUCAUCUUCAUCAUCUCCAUUCAUAUUAUAUAAUUCCACAAAAGAAUUAAUGAACUAUCUGUCACCAUCAACAGAUUACUGUCAAAUGAAUAUACUUUAUCGUUAUAUUGAAUAUUUCACAUGUGAAUUAACUCGUCUUCUAUUAUGGCUUGAACAAGAUACAAUUGAAUUGAUUACAUUGCAUUUAACAAGCUUUUAUAUAUAUGCUACACAUUUACUUCGUUUACAAUUGAAAACAAUAGCUGCUUCAUGGCGUCUAUGUCGUAAUAGUUCUAAAUGGAAUCCAUUACGUAAUCGUGUUGAUAAAAUACCGGAUAUGUAUCUUGAUUCUAAUGAAUUUUUCUUAUCAGUUAGUUCAUUACAGAAGAAAAUUUCAUCAUCCUCCUCCUCAUCAUCUCCAUCAUCACCGACAAUAUUAUCGACGGCUACUACUACACCAGGAUUUUUCAACGAUAAAAAUCACUACCAAAAACAACAAUCAGAAAGAUCAAUUGUGCGACAAGAAAAUGUAUUGUAUAAAUUUAUUUCUCAUAAAAAAGAUUCUGAUAUUAUUCUAUGUGAUCAAUUAACUAAACAAACAUGUGGAGUAUAUCUGGAUCGUUUAUUAGUUUCCACUUUAUUGGGUCUUGCUAUUGGAUUAUGUUUAUUUACUACAACAAUAGCAUUUUAUAUUACAUUUGCAUCUGUUCAAUUGGUUUUACUACUGAUUAAAAAUAGUUUAAAAAGUUUAGUUUGGUUUAUUAUGGAUUUCCCACUGGAAUCUUCAAUAUGCUGGUUAUUGAACAGUUCAAAUUAUCAAACUAAGCUAAUUCUGGAAGCACCGCGAAUGGACUCAAAAUAUUUUCCAUUUCUACAAUUAAAAGUAACUAGAAUUGAUUUCAAUGAAAUGUAUCAUCAAAAUCAUUUAUUGCAUAAACCAUUAUUUCCAUCAAAUUCAUUAUCUUUUAUGGAAAUAUUCUAUCGUCUUUUAUCUGCUCAAGAUAUUCGAUAA
Molecule: messenger RNA, 2175 nt
Organism: Schistosoma guineensis
Lineage: Eukaryota; Metazoa; Platyhelminthes; Trematoda; Strigeidida; Schistosomatidae
Source: the annotation of a GenBank genome assembly